GCGCAUAAACAGCUGAUGAUCUGCUGCCCAAGUUUGCUGGACGUUAAACGUUCGUGACGCGAGGCCCAGUCGCACGGGCCUUUUUAUUUCUCUUUAUUAGUUAAUCAUGGGAACUUCAAACGCAGUUUCCCAAAUACCAGCUCCAGUGUUCACUGUAAAAUAAGCAAGUGGUAAGUUGGCACAUGGAGGAAGGAAUAGGCACGUACUGGACUUUUUAAUUACAAGUUGGAAGAAAACAUGUUGUGUCUACCUUCUAGACCUCACACACAAGUGACAUCACUCCUGGGUAUAUAGCCUGCUAGCUGAAGGUUGGCAGUCACAGCCAUGGGAUCGAAUAAAUGUCCGUCCUCGGAUGUUCAGAAGCUGCUGCAGAGCCAGUCCUCAGUCCUGGACCGACUCAUCCAGGGAGGCGGACCAUUUGACCUGCUGCUCCAGAAGAUUCUCCUGAGACGGGAUGGCCCCGGAGAGCAACACGCAGACGUUGUCAAGGAAUCGCUGAAGGCUUCUGAUGCCAUUGUCUGCGACGUUAUCAAGAGGGUGGCAGCGGAGCUGGAAGGGGGCUCGGCGCACUGCUGCCUUCAGGAGACAGAACUUGAGGUUUGUCUGAUCUCCAGACUGGAACAGAUCCUGGAGUUGUGCAUUUUGAGGCUAAGAACCAAAGUCUCCUCCCUGGAGGCUCUGACUGCUCUGUCUGUGAUCUUCAAUCCGAGCACCAGCUUCAACCAAACAGAAGCAUGGUCUUCCCGGUCCGGCUACUCCAAGACGUCAGUUCUAGCACAGACCAUUAACUACUUUGGUAGUUGCGACGGUUUUGAGUUAGUGCGACGGCAGCUCAGGAAUGCCAGAGAUCUUUCCAUUGGCCACAUUGCUGCACUGCUCAGACCAUUUGGUCAGUGUUACCCGCAGCUGUCAGCAGACACGGUGAAGAGUUAUUUCCUACCCACAGUGGAUCUGGUGUGUUCCCACCUGCUUUCAUGCUCAGACCGUCAACUCUUCCAGCAGGACAUACCCACUGGUGAGCUACCGUCUUGCCUGAUUGGGCCCCGUGCUGCCUAUGUCAUAGUCGAGUCUGUGAUGAAUCUGCUGUCUGUGGUCAAAUCAGAGGAGGUGGAUGCAGAGGUCAAGGUGCAAUAUUGGCAGGAAACUAUCCUCACCAGGCUGAAACGUGCUAUGGAAGACGACACGAAAUCAGCCUCUGCCGCAGCCAAGAAGGAUUCUGCAGUGUCUGACUUACAGCAGGACAAAUUGCUUCAUGCUUGUGUACCAAAGAGUAGCAACAAUGGAACGGAAAUGGAUGAGAAAGACAGUGCCUCACACCCUGAAAACAAAACUGGCAGUAGUGUUGAGGGUAAACCGUCCACGUCAGGACACGGUGGUCCGAGUGAAGUAGCUCAGGAGGCCUUGGAGGUCAACAUUUUACCCUAUGGCCCAUUGGCAUAUGCCCACAGCGACUCUUCCUCCAGCGAUCACGAUGCCCAGCCACACACCCCACCCUCUGCUAGUGUCAUCCCCCAGGAGGUGAUCAUCCGUGGGCAGGGACCCUAUCGCGAGGUCAUCCCGGUUGGGACCAUGGCCUACCAGAGCGACACACCGGCAGGCCCCUCAGCAAUUGUGGGCAUCCCUGGAGCCGGGACCUUGCCUCGGCGCAAUGACUCCAGCGACAGCUCCUCCCUGGUGUCCUCCGUGCCCCGCUCGGCCAGCGAGCUAGGCAACACCUGCCGGGUCUGCUUCGAGGCCGAGACCUCGCCCAAGAACCGGCUGAUCCGGCCCUGCCGCUGCGCGGGGUCAGCGGCCAGCAUUCACCGCCAGUGCUUGGUCAAGUGGAUCCACAUCUCGGGCAAUCGGCGCUGUGAGGUUUGUAAUGCACGCUUCAGCUAUGUGCCCUUCUCCGAGAGGAUGCGUGGGUUCAUGGAGAAGUUCCGGCAGAACAGGAGAUGGCGCAAUGCUGCCUUUGCUGUUUUGGUCGGUCUGGUGGUGAUUCUGUACCUCAUCAUCUUUGCAGUGUUCCCCGGCGGCAUCAUGAAUGUAUAAUGGCACCACAGUAAGAGUCCAGGAACCAUACCUGGGAUCAGGCAUGCUAACUUUCAGAUGCAGUUUACCUGUAGUGGAAUUUCAUACAUGUACAUGUAGACAGCAGGGUGCUGGUUGCUUCAUGAUAGUGUACUGGAACAAGUGGAAAGGAACUCCUUGGGUCGCGUGUUUGCACAAAUGCUCACUGUACUUGAACAGGCUUGGUUAAAUUUCUCCUCGUCCCAAGAGUCAAGUUUUUACUUCCAUGUUUCCCCCCUUUCUGUCCCUCUUUCUGGUAUGCCUAAAGCUAAGAAAUGAAGUUAUGGAAAGGCUCCAAAUAGUUGCCAGUAAUGAAACAUUUCUCAGCAAGAGGACUGUUCCUGGCUACAGCCAUUACCAGUCGUGAAGCUCAGCUGUUGACAGGCUGUCCUAAUAAAUUGCUAACAAGGCCAUUGAUAAAAGUAAUUUACCGUAGGGUGAGACGAAUCGUUUGUAGAUAACGAUAACGGGAUGUACAUAGAACAUGCAUUUAGCCAGCGUAUCGGGACUUUAGCUUCUGCGUAAGAGUUUUCUGAAGUUCAGCCCAGCAUACACCGGAAGACGCCGAUAGAAAUACCUGACUAUGUUUCCCGUUUCCUGCUCAAACUACAUGUAUGAGUACCUACAGGUGAUACUGUAUAGCGUACAGUAGGAAUUACGUGUAUUUGUUGAACAGGUUAAAGGGUUUACUUUCCAUCUGGGAAUUCUGUACAUACUGGUAGCUAGCCCGUCACAGAGAACAGAGAUUUAAGGUGUGACCAGCUUGCAUGUAAAUGUACUUGGCUUAGGCUGAAAUUGACAUCUGCCCCUAUGGAAGCCAUGGCGCAAUUGGUUAGUGGCUAUGGCCAGUUCUCAUUGGUAAACAUUGCCAGUGCAUGACAUGUGAAUGAUACAUGCGCGCUUGUAGCAUGUCACAUGAUUAGUUCGCAACCAAUAAAAAUUGACUACUGUAUCUACGACCAUGGUAUUUAACAAUCAAGAUUGUAACAUUUUGAAAGAAACUCUGUACAUUGACACCCAAUUUGUACAUGUGACCGAGUCUACCACAAGCUCAUCAUAAGUGAAAUUACUAGCAUAAUUCAGUCACUAGUAACUGGUGAUGAACAAUGUUAAUUAAUAACCACUUCACACUGGAUGACCUGUAAAUGCACAGGGAUUUCCUGUGUCAUAACAUGAACAAUCUUUAAACACGCUCUGGCCAAUCCAUAUUUAGUACUGCCUGACAUCUGUCCGAUGUCUUAGUGGUUUCAUCAUACUCGUGCAUGCCCACUGAUUAGAAGCUCCCUUUGCAUGAGGGCUCAAGUGGCACAUUAAGAUUCCAGUUCCAUGGUUCCAUGUGCAGUGGGCGUGGUUUAAACUGAAGUGCCGUUAGACUUACAAUCUUGAUACUCAUCCCGAUGCUUGAAUACUUGAACACACACAAAGGCUCACACGAGUCCAUGGAGGUUUAACGUGUGGAGUCCUCGAGCAGCCGUGGGCUACAGUUGGGCAUUGUACUGAAGUAAAUACCGCUUAACAAAGUGAUCCUGAAGUUUCAAAAAAGCAACGAUGCAGUAAAAGCGUCGCAGAUAUCUCAAACGAAUGACCUUAGAGAGGCAGGACGUGUAAAGACCAACUUUGUAAAGGACGUUGGUUGGGGUAUUUUGUUUUAAAAAGCCGGUAUUUUCGGCAGAAAAUUACAUCCUGUCAGAGACACCAAAUUCUUAGUGGAAUAAACCCAUCAGCAAGUGGUUAAGGGAAUGCCUUGACACUUCAUUUAGAGAAGCUUAGUACUCUUGUUAUGAUGGCUUGUGUUGGACUUAAGUGUAUACAGGUUGAAAGUGUACAUGCUUUUUU
Messenger RNA from Acanthaster planci (crown-of-thorns starfish), 3885 nucleotides. RefSeq lists its product as uncharacterized. Gene Ontology annotation, molecular function: ubiquitin-protein transferase activity; zinc ion binding. Lineage: Eukaryota; Metazoa; Echinodermata; Asteroidea; Valvatida; Acanthasteridae. The record is from RefSeq and is a predicted model, not a curated record. Gene Ontology annotation, biological process: protein ubiquitination.